This is a messenger RNA of Labrus mixtus (cuckoo wrasse), 964 nucleotides long. RefSeq names its product KTI12 chromatin associated homolog (gene kti12). Lineage: Eukaryota; Metazoa; Chordata; Actinopteri; Labriformes; Labridae. The transcript is spliced from 9 exons. The record is from RefSeq and is a predicted model, not a curated record. The coding region runs from base 83 to 910 and encodes 275 amino acids.
CACAUCCGGGUUAGAGUGGAAACAUGCUUUUCAUCACACCGUGUAGUGUAGUUAGCCAAAUAAGACUUACCGGGUAGCUGCAAUGCCUCUUGUAGUAAUGUGUGGUUACCCCUGUAGUGGCAAAACACGGAGGGCAGAAGAACUGAAGGAGUAUUUUGAACAGAACACAGGCCGAAAGGUUCACGUUGUGGGAGAGAAAUCCCUGGACGCUGAGAAAAACAAUGUCUACUCAGAUUCCCAACAAGAAAAGAAUGUCCGAGCGGCUCUAAAAGCUGAAGUGGAGAGGAAAGUCAACAAGGAUGACAUUGUCAUUUUGGAUUCUUUAAAUUACAUUAAAGGUUACCGGUAUGAACUGUUCUGCCUCAUCAAACACGCACAGACACCACACUGCCUGGUGUACUGUUUGACGUCGGAUGAUGUGAGCACAUUGUGGAAUACUGAAAGAGAUUCCUCUGAGCAGUACACCCAGGACAUCUUUGAUGCUUUAGUGCUGAGGUUUGAAGCCCCAGACUCCAGAAACCGAUGGGACAGUCCUCUCUUUACCAUAUUGAAAGAUGACAACCUGCCAUAUGAAGCCAUUUCUGAUGCACUUUUCAAAAGGAAAGCGCCCCCUCCUAACCAGUCUACACAAAGUCAACCAUUGUCGUCUACAAACUUCUUGUACGAGUUGGACAAGAUCACACAAGAAGUGUUGAUGGUCAUUUUCAAUGCACAGAAGACAAGUGUUCCUGGAGAUCUCCUCACAGUUCCCGGCGCUACAGAAAAAAUCGAGCUCACCAGGAGCAUCAACAUGGCAGAGCUGAGGAAGUUACGGCGCCAGUUCAUCAGCUACGCCAAGACGCACCCGGCGGAGAACACCGGACAAAUCUCCAACAUGUUUGUGCAGUAUUUGAAUAAGAGUCUUCACUGACAUUUUACAGGAUCGUUUUUUUAUUUGCUGUGACGAAUAAAUUAUUUUUAAGUA